AUGGGAAUCUCGGGCCUCCUUCCUCUCCUCAAGGAGAUUCAGCGGCCCUGCAACAUUGCCGAUUUCAAAGGCAAACGACUUGCGGUCGACGCGUAUGUGUGGCUUCACAAGGGCGCGUUCGGAUGCGCCGAGGAUCUUGUCAAGGGCAACAAGACGACACGGUUCGUCGACUAUGCUAUGUACCGCGUACGCAUGCUACGGUUCCAUGGUAUCACACCGUUUGUGGUGUUUGACGGCGGACCGCUGCCUGCCAAAGGCGGGACAGAAGAGUCACGAGCCAAGUCACGGGCCGACCACCUCGCACGCGCACAGGCAUUCGAGGCGCAGGGUCGUUUGAAAGAAGCCCGCGACUGCUACACCAAGUGUGUGGACGUCACCCCAGAGAUUGCCUUUCAACUUAUCAAGGCUCUACGUGCCGAAGGUGUAGACUAUGUCGUUGCACCGUACGAGGCCGACGCGCAGCUUUGCUUCCUCGAGCGUGAAGGCUUCGUCGACGGAAUCAUCACCGAAGACUCGGACCUGCUCGUCUUCGGCUGCAAGACGGUCAUCUUCAAACUUGAGAAGGACGGCUCCUGCAUCUCUAUUGAGCGGUCGCGGCUUGCCACAGUGCGCGACCUCCCAAUGCAUGGCUGGACGGACGUCCAGUUUCGUCGUAUGGCGAUGCUGUCAGGAUGCGACUACCUCCCCUCCAUCCCCGGUAUCGGACUCAAGAAAGCGCAUCGCAUGUUGCGGCGAUACAAGACGGUCGAGAAGAGUCUGCAGGCGAUACGCCUUGAAGGCUCACACACCAUUCCGCCAAACUACCUAGCCGCGUUCCAGCAAGCUGAACUCGCUUUUGUGUAUCAGCGCGUGUUCUGUCCCGAGCAGAAGCGUCUUGUCCCGCUCACCGACUUUCCCGAUGAGGGUCUUGGCCACUACGACGAAAAGUGGAUCGGUCUUGACGUUGAUGUGGAGAUUGCCCGUGGCAUGGCAUUAGGCGACGUCCACCCGGCCACUCGAGUGCCCAUCAAGGACCUCUGGCCAGAUUUCUGUCCAGAGCCCAAGGGCCAGGGAAAGCCUCCCGGGCUGAGCGAGUCCAAGAUCGGUACGCUUGACAAGUUCUUUACCCGCGUCAAGCGCACCAAGUCGACGCCCGCUGUGCAGCCGGUUGGUCGUAUGGCCUCUGGUCCGUCGCGACUGUCCGACCUGCCACCAAAGAACGGCCUGUCACGCCACGCCUCCGAACCCAGCCCACCUCGUCCGGUCGGAAAGACGAGCAAAUUCUUCGGCGGCAAGUCACUCCCGGUCAUUGAUGAUGAGCCAGAGGAGAAGUUUGACCUCAAGUGGGAACAGUCUGAGUAUGUCGAGUCUCAGCUCCAGGCUGGACCUUCUCGCACGCGGUCGCCGUCGCCGGAGCAUGUCCGCUCGCCAUCGCCCGAGAUUGAAACCCAACAUUCUGUUCGUUCUCCCUCCCCUUUUGUCUCGACAUGCCACCCUACGCCUGCGCGUCUAGCUAUUGUUGCCGACGACGAGCCGUUCACCUCGCCAUUCUCGCACAUUUCAUCCCCGGCUCAGGCCACUCCGCCUGACAGCCUGGACCGUGCUCUCGACCGGCCCAUCACUGAUCGCUCCGAGCCGCCCUCGCCAACCCCUACCCGUAUUCUGGUCUCAGCAUCAUCACAGAUGGCGACUGUCGGAUCGUCUACUGCCACUCCACUCCGGUCUGUCAAGAUGAGGAGCUUGACCUCGAUUCUCGUACCAGCAUCGUCCCCGUCCAUCUGUCGCGCGACAUCGGACAAUGCCUUGAACAUUGUCGCAUCGUCCGACUCGAUUGGAGACGACGACAUUGUCACGCCGUCUCCUGGCGUUCUAGCCCGGCGCAGAGCCAAGCGAGCCGUCGAAGACGCCGACGAUGAGGAGCGCGAGCGCGAGGCUCGAGCCCGUGUUGUCGCUGACGGCUGGAGGAACAAGUAUGCCCUAGGAGCUGGCAACUCGACACCGACGUUUGGCCGUAAGCGGGCCUCUCUCCCCCUCACUGCCGCUGCCCCACGCAUUCUUGGCGCGAAGGCACUCAACCUUGAUUCUCCCGCACCUGCGAGGGAGGCCAAGAAGAUCAGCACGCCCAAGCCCUCGCAACCUGUCAAGCUUCACACCCCAAUUGCCACAGCCAUUGCACUGCCCAUUGCCGCCGCCAAGGCCACCACUCCCAUUACCACUGCACCCAACCCCCACGGCUUGUCGUGGUCUGCACUCGAGCGCUUCCGUUUCGCUCGUCGCUAG
Molecule: messenger RNA, 2259 nt
Organism: Apiotrichum porosum
Lineage: Eukaryota; Fungi; Basidiomycota; Tremellomycetes; Trichosporonales; Trichosporonaceae
Gene: EXO1
Product: Rad2 nuclease
Exons: 5
Coding region: 1-2259 (752 amino acids)
Molecular function (GO): DNA binding; 5'-3' DNA exonuclease activity; metal ion binding
Source: RefSeq, a predicted model, not a curated record